GAUGUAAUCUGACAAGCAAAAUCUAGAUCUGUACGACAACCGUCACAUUUUCUUUAAACUGAAUCAAUUUGAGUCAUACAACACUCUUUCUUUUCUUUUUCUCAUACGCUCACCAUGGACGCCUUGACAGCACUUAACCAGGAAAAGAAGCCGCUUAUCCCAAAACUUGCUCAAGACCUCAUUGCUGGCACAAUUGGUGGUUGGGCUCAAGUUGUUGUUGGUCACCCUGCUGACACUAUCAAAGUGCGUAUGCAAACACAACCUUCCCCACCUAUCUAUAAUGGUGCCAUGGAUUGUCUUCGAAAACUUGUGAAAGAAGAAGGUCCUAAAGGUCUUUACAGAGGAGUCAUGUCCCCUUUCGCUGGUGUUGGUUUUUGUAAUGCCGUUAUGUUUAUGGCAAAUGGUUGGUCAAGGCGUAUGUUACAAGGUGCUGAUGAAAAGAAGAGCUUGACUGUUGUUGAAUAUGGUAUUGCUGGUUCUUUUGCUGGUUCUGUCAUGGCUUUCCUUAACUGUCCAAUUGAGUUACUCAAGGUUAAAUUGCAGACACAAGAUCCUAAUGGUUUCAUUAAUGCUCAAGGAAAGCAUGAACCUGCUUAUAAGGGUGUCAUUGAUUGUGGUGUCCGUACAGUCCGUGCUCAGGGCUUAUUGGGUAUUUACCGUGGUAUGGGCAUCACUUUGUUGAGAGAUACACCCAGUUAUUUUGCUUAUUUCGUUGGUUAUGAAGGAUUAAAGAAAUUAUUCCAAUCCAUGAAGGCAGAUGGUGAAUUGGGCACAUUUGAAUUAUUAAUGGCUGGUGGCUUUUCUGGUUUUGCUGCUUGGAUUCCUGCUUAUCCUCAAGAUGUGAUCAAGAGUAACUUUCAAAACGACCUUCGUUACAAAUCCAUUGGACAAGUGGUUAAGACACUCUACAAGACUUCUGGACCCAAGGCUUUUAUUAAUGGUAUUGGUCCUACACUUGUCAGAGCUUUCCCUGCUAAUGCUGCUACUUUCUUUGCAUACGAAAUGGCCAUGGGUUUCAUGAAGACUUAUUAAAAUUAAGGUUUUAAUACCAAUGAAUAGACUGAAUAAAAAAAAUCAUAUUCUUACAUCACAAAGCAG
Messenger RNA from Gilbertella persicaria, 1098 nucleotides. RefSeq names its product mitochondrial carrier domain-containing protein. Bases 115 to 1032 code for a protein of 305 amino acids. NCBI's taxonomy places the organism in Eukaryota, Fungi, Mucoromycota, Mucoromycetes, Mucorales, Choanephoraceae. The transcript has 7 exons. The record is from RefSeq and is a predicted model, not a curated record. Gene Ontology annotation, biological process: transport. Gene Ontology annotation, molecular function: transmembrane transporter activity.